Alosa alosa (allis shad) is the source of this 851-nucleotide messenger RNA. RefSeq names its product cyclin I family, member 2 (gene ccni2). Bases 300 to 851 code for a protein of 183 amino acids. Lineage: Eukaryota; Metazoa; Chordata; Actinopteri; Clupeiformes; Clupeidae. The transcript is spliced from 6 exons. Gene Ontology annotation, cellular component: cyclin-dependent protein kinase holoenzyme complex; cytoplasm; nucleus. The record is from RefSeq and is a predicted model, not a curated record. Gene Ontology annotation, biological process: regulation of cyclin-dependent protein serine/threonine kinase activity; mitotic cell cycle phase transition. Gene Ontology annotation, molecular function: cyclin-dependent protein serine/threonine kinase regulator activity.
AAGACUGGGCUUGGCUGUAGAGGUUGAACAACAUAGUUGUUUUGUUUCUGCAGUCCCUUUGCAGAACGUGCGAUGCGCCACGGUAGUGCAACUAUUUAAAAUUAAUGUGAAUACGUGACUUCUUUUGUUACUUUUUCCGUUUUCCCUCAUAACUAUCUCAAGGCAAAAUUACCCAUUCACCUCUCUUGGUGUUUGAAAUGUAAUACAAUUUUUAAAAAAACACGGAUAAUUUAAUUGCCUAUGUGCCUCGUACCGAAAGGAAAUCAUUUCACCUCCUGCAAAGGCUGGCGGACGCAACGAUGAAGUUGUGUGUGUCAGAGGAGAGUCAGCGACUGGACAGAUUAUUGGAGGAUGCCCUGGCGCGGGAGGCUCGCUUGUGGAAAGCGCCAGUCCUGGAGAAUGAUUUGAUACAGGGCACAGACAUAUGCCUUAUACAACACCAGGAAGUGAUUUUGUGGCUGAGAGAGAUGAACACGGCGUUUCAGUUCUGCCAGGAAACGUAUGCAUUGGCUGUGUGUGUUCUAAACAGACUGCUGGCAACAGUGAAGGCACAGUCGAAGUACCUUAAGUGUAUUGCAAUUACAACACUUAUUCUUGCUGCAAAGAUCAAUGAAGAGGAUGAGGUAAUUGCAUCAGUUAAAGACCUUUUGGCACAGAGUGGCUGCAGCUUCUCAACAGCCGAGAUUCACCGCAUGGAGCGGAUCAUCCUGGACAAGCUGCAGUGGGAUCUCUACACAUCAACACCCAUCGAUUUCAUCCACAUUGUAAGUCAUUUCACACAAAGGGGCUAUCGUCUUUGCUCUUGCUAUAACAACACUUGUACAAAAAAUCACAAGAAAUUAGGGGGUUGA